UUACAACAAGAAGCUGGUAGUUGGCUGGUGGUCUAUUUACACCCCUGCAUUAAUCUAGACUGCCAUUGGCUGCCAGUGGUGCCACCAAUCUCUCUGUCUUGCUGGGGUCGGGAUGCUCGUCGCCAUUCAGUCUCUGAACUUGUGGAUGCGGUAAAAGGGGUAGGAGGCUUCGUUGGUGUUGGGACAGUUGUAAGUGCACUUGCAGGACUCAAUCAUCAUGAUGUUCUUGUUGAAGGUCUCGCCGUCCUCGCAGCGGAACUUGACCCGGAUGGUUCUGGUGUCGUGGGGGCUGCAGCAGCGGCCGUCGAUACAGGCUCCACAGUAUCUCGGUCUGUACUUCUUCAGGCUCGAACAGCCGGCAUAGGUGAACUUGAUUGGCUGGCUGGAUUUCUUGGUUCUGCUGCACUUCUUUCCUUUCUGAAGAAGAAUAAACACAAACCAGGUGAUUUGAGCGUGCCAAGUAAAAGGGAAAGCGAAAACAUGGCUGGUUUGAUGGCAGGUUUUGGUCAUUACACCCACGCCGUGGUCCGGGGAAUCCCCUCGUCCCUGGCCAAGGAGGCGCUCCGCAGCAGCCGGGCGGAGGUGGACCUGGCCGGGGCUCGGAGGGAGCAUGAGGCGUACGUGGAGGUCCUGAGGACGCGGCUGGGGCUGGAGGUGCUGGAGCUCCCCGCGGACGACGCGCUCCCGGACUGCGUGUUCGUGGAGGACGCGGCCGUGGUGUGCGGGGACACGGCGCUCAUCACCAGACCCGGCGCGCAGAGCAGGAGAGGAGAGGUAGGGUCUCCUCUUCUACAUGAUUCCACAUGA
This is a messenger RNA of Menidia menidia (Atlantic silverside), 807 nucleotides long. Lineage: Eukaryota; Metazoa; Chordata; Actinopteri; Atheriniformes; Atherinopsidae. The record is from the annotation of a GenBank genome assembly.